AUGCCAUUCUCCUACAAAAAAGUCCUAGUCUUCGGAGCAACAAGUGGUAUAGGGGAAGCACUCGCCAAUCGAUUGGUUCAAGAAGGUGCCUUUGUCAUUGCGGUUGGCCGGCGUAAAGGCAAUCUCGAGUCUCUAGUGCACAAGCAUGGCCACGACAAAGUUCAAGCUGUUCCAUUUGACAUCACUCAGGUGGAAUCGAUCCCUCACUUUGUCACCAAUGUCACCAGCACCCACACGGAUCUAGACUGUGUCAUCUUGAAUGCUGGAAUCCAAAGGAGAACGGACUUUAGUGACCCGGAGUCGAUCGAUGUUGAUGUGCUGAAUCUCGAGUUCACCACAAACUACCUCUCUCAGUUAGCUUUGACCAAAGCUUUCUUACCGUUCCUGCAGAAGGCGUCCACCGCGUCAGCAUUGGUCUAUGUGACUUCUGGUUUGGCCUUGGUACCAAUAACUCGAUGCUCCAACUAUUGUGCUUCCAAAGCAGCGUUGCAUCAAUUCAUUCUCUGUCUGCGUGCUCAAUUGAAGGACUCUAACAUCAAAGUCAUUGAGAUCUAUCCCCCAGCCGUGCAGACCGAGCUGCAUGAUGAAAAGCACCAGCCUGAUAUCAAGAACGGUCGAUCGUUUGGAAUGCCUCUCGAUGAAUUCACAAACGAGGCAUUCGCUGGCUUAGCACAUGGUGCCGAGCAGAUCCCAGUAGGCAGGUCCAAGGAUGCCUUUGAAGCGUUUGAACUUAAGCGGCAGGAGAUCUUCCAACAAAUGCUGGAAUCGAUGCCAUCGCAGGCUGACCUCGUUUCCCUCUUCACAUCUUUCAGCCCGGCCGCAGAGAGCAAGACCAACAACACCGUCAAGAUGUGUGGCAUUUUCGGUUAUAUCAACUACCUCGUCGAGAAGGACCGACAGUACAUCAUUGACACAUUGAUGAAUGGCCUCUCUCGGCUGGAAUACAGAGGUUACGACUCCGCCGGUUUCGCAGUCGACGGCGACAAGAAGAAUGAGGUCUUUGCCUUCAAAGAGGUGGGCAAGGUGGUCAAGCUCCGAGAGUUGGUUGCCGCCUCCGGUGUCGACAUGACAAAGACCUUUGACUCUCAUGCUGGUAUUGCACACACCCGAUGGGCUACCCAUGGCAAGCCUUCAAGAUUAAACUGCCAUCCACACAGAUCUGAUCCCAAGUGGGAGUUCUCCGUCGUCCAUAACGGCAUCAUCACAAACUACAAAGAACUCAAGGCCCUUCUCGAAGGCAAGGGCUUCCAGUUUGAAACCGACACGGAUACCGAAUGUAUCGCCAAGCUCGCAAAGUUCCUCUAUGACUCCCACCCUGAUAUCGACUUUACCACCCUCGCAAAGGCCGUCAUCAAAGAGCUCCAGGGCGCUUUCGGUCUCCUCCUUAAAUCUGUCCAUUACCCUCAUGAAGUCGUUGCAGCCCGAAAGGGUUCCCCCUUGGUUGUGGGUGUCAAGACAGCCAAGAAGAUGAAGGUUGAUUUCGUUGAUGUUGAGUAUUCCGAAAGCGGUGGUGCUCUCUCCGCUGAACAAGCCAACCACAAUGUUGCCGUCAAGAAAUCAGCAGCAGGUCUCUUGGCUCCUGGCUCAGGCCUUCUCGCUCCUCCAGACAAGUCUCUUCUCCACAGAUCUCAAUCCCGAGCAUUCUUGUCUGAUGAUGGUAUGCCCCAGCCAGCCGAAUUCUUCCUAUCGUCCGAUGCCUCUGCUCUGGUUGAGCAUACCAAGAAAGUUCUGUACCUGGAAGAUGAUGAUAUUGCACACAUUCAUGAGGGUCAGCUCAACAUCCACCGUCUUUCCAAGGAUGAUGGUACCAGCAAUGUCCGUGCCAUUCAGACGAUUGAAUUGGAGCUUCAGGAAAUCAUGAAGGGCAAGUUUGAUCACUUCAUGCAAAAAGAGAUUUUCGAACAGCCCGAAUCCGUUGUCAAUACCAUGCGAGGUCGUUUGGACGUUGCCAACAAGACCGUCACUUUGGGUGGUCUGAAGCAGUACAUCAGCACCAUUCGAAGAUGCAGAAGACUGAUCUUCAUCGCUUGCGGUACUAGCUACCAUUCUUGCAUGGCUGUUCGCGGCGUGUUUGAAGAGCUGACGGAGAUUCCAAUUGCUGUCGAACUUGCAUCGGAUUUCCUCGACCGACAGGCACCCGUAUUCAGAGAUGAUACCUGCGUCUUCGUAUCACAGUCUGGUGAGACUGCUGAUUCUCUGAUGGCGCUUCGUUACUGCUUGGAGCGUGGUGCCCUGACGGUUGGUAUCGUCAACGUGGUUGGCUCGUCCAUCUCCAUGCUCACGCACUGUGGUGUUCAUAUCAACGCUGGCCCUGAAAUUGGUGUCGCAUCCACAAAGGCAUAUACUUCUCAAUUUGUGGCCAUGGUCAUGUUUGCCCUGUCUCUUAGUGAGGACCGAGCAUCCAAGGCUCAACGCCGUCAUCAAAUCAUCGAAGGCCUUGGAAAGGUCAGCGAGCAGUUCCGAGAGAUCCUCAAACUCAACGACUCGAUCAAGGAAAUGUGCGCCAAGUUCCUGCAAAAUCAGAAAUCACUGUUGCUGCUGGGACGUGGAAGCCAGUACUCAACCGCUCUCGAAGGUGCCUUGAAGAUCAAGGAAAUCUCUUAUCUCCACUGUGAAGCCGUCAUGUCUGGAGAGCUCAAGCAUGGAGUUUUGGCAUUAGUGGACGAAAAUCUUCCAAUCAUUAUGAUCUUGACACGUGAUGAUAUCUUCGCGAAGUCUCUGAACGCAUAUCAACAAGUCAUUGCUCGCAGUGGUCGCCCUAUUGUUAUUUGCAACAAGGAUGAUCCUGAAUUCCCACCUUCCAAGACCGAACGAAUCGAGGUUCCUCAGACGGUGGACGCUCUGCAAGGUCUCCUGAAUGUUAUUCCAUUGCAGUUAAUCGCGUACUGGCUUGCCGUUGCCGAAGGAUUGAACGUUGAUUUCCCCCGUAACUUGGCCAAGUCUGUCACCGUCGAAUAG
This is a messenger RNA of Exophiala bonariae, 2958 nucleotides long. RefSeq names its product glutamine--fructose-6-phosphate transaminase (isomerizing) (gene GFA1). The transcript is spliced from 8 exons. The coding region runs from base 1 to 2958 and encodes 985 amino acids. Gene Ontology annotation, molecular function: oxidoreductase activity; L-glutamine:D-fructose-6-phosphate transaminase (isomerizing) activity; carbohydrate derivative binding. The record is from RefSeq and is a predicted model, not a curated record. NCBI's taxonomy places the organism in Eukaryota, Fungi, Ascomycota, Eurotiomycetes, Chaetothyriales, Herpotrichiellaceae. Gene Ontology annotation, biological process: protein N-linked glycosylation; UDP-N-acetylglucosamine metabolic process; fructose 6-phosphate metabolic process.